This is a messenger RNA of Rhizopus microsporus ATCC 52813, 486 nucleotides long. RefSeq lists its product as uncharacterized. The transcript has a single exon. The record is from RefSeq and is a predicted model, not a curated record. Lineage: Eukaryota; Fungi; Mucoromycota; Mucoromycetes; Mucorales; Rhizopodaceae. Bases 146 to 373 code for a protein of 75 amino acids.
AGCGGUUUCUUCCUGACGACUUGCUAAUCUCUCUCUCGGUGAAGUUUCCCUUGUAUUGUUCCAUCAAGCCAUGGAGCUUGGUAACAAUUGUUUGGCAAACGGGAAACUUAUCGUUUAUAGCCAUCCACUGUUUGGUGACUUCACCAUGACCAACACCAAGAGGUCUAAAGUCUCUGUAAGCAAUACAAGCGUCUAUCUUGGUCUUAGUGUUCCAGAAAGUUGCUCGUUUAGCUCUUUUUUAUCGUUUUUUCUGGACAUCUUCUCUACUUCUCUUCCUUCUUCCAUCUGUUUUCUUCUGUUUUGGUCCAAAAGACUUGAUUUCCAGGCUGGUGGCGUUACUGCGAGCAUUAUUGGUCAUUUUGAAAGUUAUUGAAAAGGCCAUUAUUUGAGGGAAAAAAAGAGCAAAUGUCAUUGACGUACAGUUAAUUAAGAAAAAUCAAAUUUCUCAGUCAACAAAAUUUUUAAUAUGAUUGUUUUUGUUUUUUC